UUCCUCUCUCUUUAGAGCACGCCGCUAACCUCUCCUUCUAGAUCGGCGUCAUUGCUCCUCCUUCUUCUGCUCCUUGGAAUGAGCCAUGGCGGUGAGUUCCAGACGCCUCACUGCUCCUCCUCCCUUCAACCUCAAGAUCAAGAGGAUCGCCGUUGCUGCUCCAGCUUCGCUUCCUGCGCAGCAGCAGCAGUUCAGGGUGAGAAGGUUCCUGCCUGGGGUUCGUUGUUGCUGCAAAGAGCCCGAGUUCUUUAAGGUUAGUAAAGGGAAGAGGAAUGCUGCUUCUGAGAAGGGGGAUGAUUGGUGGAGUGAGCCGAGGAAAGGGUCUAGCCCGAGAAGAGUUCGCGCCCGUGCCAUGCCUGCUCUCCCUUUCCCUUCUUCUCGCUCAAAAGGUAUGUCAAAACAACAGGACUUCUACCCUAGGUGCAGUCCAAGAAAUUAUUCUCCUCAGUCUCGUGAUACCCCCCCGAAGAGAGACACUGGUAUUGCUAGUGAGAAGGAUUGGGGGAUCAACUUGCUUGAUGAGCAUGUAAAUGAGGUUGGCACUAAUGAAGAUGGUAGCACUUGGUACCGAGAAAGUGGGGAAGACCUUGGGGAUAAUGGGUAUAGGUGCCGGUGGGCCCGAAUGGGUGGUCGAUCUGCUGAUGGGUCCUCAGAAUGGAAAGAAACUUGGUGGGAGAAAAGUGAUUGGACUGGAUAUAAAGAAUUAGGUGCAGAAAAAUUUGGAAAAAAUGCUGAAGGAGAUUCAUGGUGGGAAACAUGGCAAGAAGUUCUUUACCAGAAUGAAUGGAGCAACCUUGCAAGGAUAGAGAGGAGUGCUCAGAAACAAGCAAAGUCAGGGUCAGGGACAGCUGGAUGGUAUGAGAAAUGGUGGGAGAAGUAUGAUGCUAAAGGUUGGACAGAGAAAGGAGCUCAUAAAUAUGGCAGAUUGAAUGAUCAAUCCUGGUGGGAGAAGUGGGGCGAGCAUUAUGAUGGGAGAGGAUUUGUUCUUAAAUGGACUGAUAAAUGGGCAGAGACAGAGUUGGGGACUAGGUGGGGAGACAAAUGGGAGGAGAAGUUUUUUGCUGGGAUAGGUUCAAGGCAAGGAGAGACAUGGCAUGUAUCACCUGUUGGCGAACGUUGGUCAAGAACGUGGGGAGAAGAACAUUAUGGAAAUGGAAAAGUACACAAAUACGGGAAAAGCACAACAGGAGAAAGUUGGGAUAUUACUGUGGAUGAAGAUACUUACUAUGAGGCCGAACCUCAUUAUGGAUGGGCAGAUGUUGUGGGUGAUUCGACACAAUUGUUAUCAAUACAACCUCGGGAAAGACCACCAGGUGUAUUUCCAACUCUUGAUUUCGGGUUAUCAACACAGGAAAUAGAGGAGACGGAUGAUCCUCCUGAUACGCCUGCAGACACCCAGUGAAAGAACGUAUUUAUGCAGUCCUAAUAUUUUUUGGACUUGAGCUUUGUGCUCAAGGACACCUAUUGUAGGAAAUGUACUCAAUUCAUGUGUUUAAUUCAUUCUUUGAAUUCCUAUUCUUUUGUUUCA
Molecule: messenger RNA, 1528 nt
Organism: Dioscorea cayenensis subsp. rotundata (Guinea yam)
Lineage: Eukaryota; Viridiplantae; Streptophyta; Magnoliopsida; Dioscoreales; Dioscoreaceae
Exons: 11
Coding region: 86-1402 (438 amino acids)
Biological process (GO): regulation of starch metabolic process; starch metabolic process
Cellular component (GO): starch grain; chloroplast stroma
Molecular function (GO): starch binding
Source: RefSeq, a predicted model, not a curated record